Messenger RNA from Metopolophium dirhodum (rose-grain aphid), 1250 nucleotides. It is a transcript of the gene amx, whose product is annotated as TM2 domain-containing protein almondex. Bases 611 to 1186 code for a protein of 191 amino acids. The record is from RefSeq and is a predicted model, not a curated record. NCBI's taxonomy places the organism in Eukaryota, Metazoa, Arthropoda, Insecta, Hemiptera, Aphididae. The transcript is spliced from 6 exons.
CAGUGCAACGCACAAAUAACACGAUUUAUUCCAAUACAUCCUCCUUGUUCUGUAGUUAUUAUUCUCGCUUAUGCCGUUUGUGUGAUUCCCCGGCUCCGUAAACCGACGGCAUAGAACAAAGAUCAGUUGCUCGUCAGUACUCAGUGUCUCAAUGGCAUCAGCGAGUACCGAGUAGUGACAACUCCUCCUCUGUUGUCAAAGGUUCAACGAUACAUUUUGUCAUUUCGAUUAUUUUAUUUUCUGUAAACCGUAGUUCGUAGCAGAGUUAUUUUGUAUUGAACUCUUAAACAUUAUAGUGCACGCGCGAUAAAAAAUAAAGUGAAAUAAUAAAAAUAAACGGCUGAUCUCUGGCCAAAUAAACUUAUUCAUCGAACAAUUGACCAGGAAUAAAUUCAAAAUUUGUCUAUUCUUUUUGAGUAAAGUUUAUUCAUUGUCAUAACCGUCAUGAAAUAUUGAAAUGAAUUAUGAAGUCUCAAUAUUAUCACUGUGCAAUUAUAUUCUUAUUUCAACUCACAGUUAACAGCAUAGCCUCUCAAAACGCUUAUUUUUCAUAGACGAUGACCAUGUCGAUUUAUCACUCGCCAAACAGAAGCAAAAAUCAAUUGCAAAUAUGAAUAAUUCGACACAUCCCAGGAUGAUACGCCACGAAGGUGAUUUGGAACGUAUGGGCUCUGAACAUAAAACUUGUUCAAGUAUGCCAUAUCCAAGUAUUAGUUGUCAUAUGAAUACGACAUGUGUGUAUGGAAAUCAAACAAUCGCUAUAUGUAAAGCUAAUGUGGAUUGUCUGGGAGAAAAUACUUUUGCUAAAAACUUGACUUGUCGGUUUUGUUAUCAGACGGAGUUCUGGGAAUAUAAGUGUGAGAAAAAAAUUUGUAAUUCUGCUGCUUCUCCCCCAACUUAUUACCGGACUAAUUGUACGGUGAACAGAGAUGUUUUGUGUUUGGGAAGAAGAACAUUUUUGAAAAGAUUGCGCUGCAAUUGGACAGGUGGCCAUCGGUGGUCGACUGCUUUAAUAUUAAGUAUUACUCUAGGAGGAUUUGGUAUAGAUAGGUUUUACUUGGGACAUUGGCAAGAAGGCAUAGGCAAACUAUUCAGCUUCGGAGGCCUUGGAGUUUGGACACUUAUUGAUGUAUUAUUAAUAUCUAUCAGAUACCUUGGUCCAGCAGAUGGUUCUCUAUACUUGUAAGAAAAUUUUAAACUAUUGGUUGUUUUAAAUUUGCAAUAAAGUAUAAAAUUUGUAAUCAAAAGUA